Messenger RNA from Salmo salar (Atlantic salmon), 1265 nucleotides. RefSeq names its product translationally-controlled tumor protein homolog. NCBI's taxonomy places the organism in Eukaryota, Metazoa, Chordata, Actinopteri, Salmoniformes, Salmonidae. Gene Ontology annotation, molecular function: calcium ion binding. Gene Ontology annotation, cellular component: cytoplasm. The record is from RefSeq and is a predicted model, not a curated record.
CAGGUUAAAACCUGAUACUAAAUUUGUAAAAAAGUGCAGGCUGGAACGCACCCGGAGAAGCGGCAACCCGCGCAACACGUCCUGAAGGGGGCGACUGUGACCCGUAUCUGCAGGCCCCGGUCCCCGUCCGGCGUGACGUCACCGCUGCCUAUCUAAGUUGGCGAACCGCUGUUUUCUGUCCUUUUCUUACGAGUCCUGAGACGGGUAGGGAUCCAAAACCAUCUUCCCUUGAACGUCACAUUUUUACAAUCCAACUAAAAUGAUCAUCUACAAGGAUAUCAUCACCGGAGAUGAGCUGUUCACCGAGGUCUACAAAAUCACGGAGGUCUGCGACGGUAUGCUGUACGAGGUACAGGGAAAGCUCACGUCCAGAUCGGAGGACGUAGAUGGGGCUUUGAUCGGUGCCAACGCCUCAGCAGAGGGCGGAGAUGAGGGCAGUGAAGCGUCCACAGUCAGUGGAGUUGACAUUGUGCUCAACAGCAAACUGCAGGAGACCUCAGCCUACAACAAGAAGGCUUACCAGAGCUACAUCAAGGGCUAUAUGAAGGCAGUCAAGGCUAAACUAGAGGAGCAGGGUUCGAAGAGGGUCCAGGCCUUCAUGGCUGGAGCUCCAGCAGCUGUCAAGAUGAUCCUGGGAAACCUCGAUAAAUACCAGUUUUUCACCGGCGAGUCCAUGAACUGUGAUGGAGCCAUCGGCCUGCUAGACUACCGCGAGGACGGAGUCACACCUUUCUUCGUAUUCUUCAAAGACGGCAUCGAGAUCGAGAAAUACUAAACCAUCUGGACGUCGAACAGAAGUGCCUGGAUCGGAGGGAGCGUGUCCGCUUGUUACCAUAGCUACCACCGCCCCUGAUCAUGGACAGACUGACCCAACCCUGCCUGCUUGUUACCGUAGCGACCACCGCCCUGAUCAUGGACAGACUGACCCUGCCUGUAUCCCUCCCAAUGCCCGGAACAGACUUGUCUUUCUUUAAUCAAGUUUUAUUUUUCGCCCAAACCUUCUCCUUCUCUUCGUCCCCCUCCCGCAUCUGGCCUCCGAGGGAGACGCCACGCCCUGUUUCUAAACGGCUGGUCGUCGGUCAGGACCGCCCCCCCUCACCACCAUGGAUGGAUGGAUUGAACUGUGCCGGCUUGGCUGCUGUGUCCGUGGUGACUUCCGUCAGACGUCCAGCGACAUUAAGCUCCCACCUUGCUCUCUCACACAAAUGUAAAGGACUCAUUGACACUAUGUUGUGAAAUAAAUGGGCCUAUUGGCCGAAAUACAA